AUGGACCGCCUGCCACCGGAACUACUUCUUAUGAUCGGAGAGCAUAUCCAAAGAAGCUCUGACUCGCAAAUCACCCUGCACUCACUAAGUCUCUGCUGUCGUCAUUUCCAUGAUGUAUUCGAAUCUAUGCUCUACCACUCUUUAUCGCUCUGCUCUUUCUCCGUCAAAUACGCUCACUUGAUUGUGCGAUUAUGGCGAGACCCAGAGAUUGCCAGCCAGGUUCGGCGAUUGAAAAUGUCCUGUGAGCCUGUAUCGGAUUACCAGGAGUCAGUGGAUCAAUUAAAAGGGGACCCUGAGGUCGCAUCCUUCAUUCAAAACGCACUGGACGAGAUAUUUACGCCCGAAGAGGUGUUCGACAGGUGA
This is a messenger RNA of Penicillium cosmopolitanum, 363 nucleotides long. RefSeq lists its product as uncharacterized. Bases 1 to 363 code for a protein of 120 amino acids. The record is from RefSeq and is a predicted model, not a curated record. The transcript has a single exon. Lineage: Eukaryota; Fungi; Ascomycota; Eurotiomycetes; Eurotiales; Aspergillaceae.